Messenger RNA from Zophobas morio, 825 nucleotides. RefSeq lists its product as uncharacterized. NCBI's taxonomy places the organism in Eukaryota, Metazoa, Arthropoda, Insecta, Coleoptera, Tenebrionidae. The record is from RefSeq and is a predicted model, not a curated record. The coding region runs from base 59 to 793 and encodes 244 amino acids. The transcript has 2 exons.
UUAUCUAUAGAAUGAAAAAAUCGAUUUUCAACCAGAAUAUAGUCUCUCUUGAUCAAAUAUGUCGGUGAAAAUAGUUUCUCUGUUGCUCUUUGGCUUUUUCCUAACUCUGAACAACUUCACAGAAGCCAAAAUCAUUCGAACCGAACAUCACUUAGCUCCUAGUGAUUUGUUAGACGAUGCUCAAGCCCUGCUCGAUGAUCUCAGCGACCUCGUCGAAGGCAACAUUUUAGUAGCACAUGAUCAACUAAACAACUUGCGUUAUGAAGUAGUUGCUGAGAGUAUCAAUGUACGCCUACAAGCCGAAAUAGACAUCGAGCAGGAACAUCAAGUACUAGAUUUAGAAUUAACUAACUUGAAAGAGCUAGCUUUCGCCGCAGAAGCAGACAUCUCGUCGUGCCUGGAAGGAAACGAAGACAAACUAGCUGCUCUUCCCGACAGUUACACAAGUAGUAUGAGUGAAUGCAUCACUACUCUGCAACAAGGAAGUGACACAACACUCAACGAUACUCGAUAUCAAGUGGACGUUGUUUACAGCAGUGUUCGCAGUUUGAGUUUUGCUUUGGAUCAAUGUAGACGAGACGAAGAGUGCAUUUCUGGUGUGAUCGAUCAGAUUAAAGCUGCUACUGAAGAUUUGCCUCUGCAGAUUCAGGUGUAUGUGGACGGUGCAGAAGAUGAAAUGGACAUUGUAAAAGUUAAGAUACAAAACUGCGCUGAUACGAACCUUGCGAAUUUUGUGCUUGAGGGAAGUCAGAUUAUGGAUGAAAUCACUGACUGUGUAAAUGAUAUUAUUUAGUAAAUUUGGUUAUCUAAAAUAAAUAAAGUUAU